Molecule: messenger RNA, 1329 nt
Organism: Endocarpon pusillum Z07020
Lineage: Eukaryota; Fungi; Ascomycota; Eurotiomycetes; Verrucariales; Verrucariaceae
Exons: 3
Coding region: 1-1329 (442 amino acids)
Molecular function (GO): methyltransferase activity
Source: RefSeq, a predicted model, not a curated record
AUGACUACCUUGAGCCAGCUCGAAACAUACACCAACGACCUCACCGUCGCUGCCAAAGCCCUGGCUGACCGGUAUCGGGAUGCUGGUGUUGGCUCCACUCCCCACCUGGCAGUCCCCAGCGACGCGUCGAGUCAGGUGCAUCGCGCGAGACGUGAUGUCCUCGCCAUCGUGGGCCGCCUUCAGACUUUGCUGGCCGAGCCGGCCGAGUUCAUCCAGCAUCUUGCUAGCCAGAAUCAACUCCUCGCGUGUCUGCAAUGGCUGGGCGAAUUUCAGGUGCUUGCGUAUGUCCCGCUCAGUGGCACCGUCCCUGCCAAAGACGUCGCCGACCUGGCCGGCGUGCCAGAGACACAGCUGUGCAGGAUUGUGCGCAUGACGGCGACAGCGGGCUUUCUCCACGAGCCCCAGCCCGGCCAUAUCGCGCACACGGCCCUAUCGGCGCCUUUUGUCACCAAACUCUCUUAUUUGGACGCCGCCAUGUUCCUCGCCGAAACCGCUGCCCCCAUAGCCUUGCAGAUGGCCGCAGCCACGCAGCGCCAUGGAGACUCAAAUCGCCCAAACGAGAGUGCCUAUGCCCUCGCCUUCAACACCUCGCAGACGUUCCAAUCAGCAUGUGAGCAACGAACGAAAUUACAGCGCCAAUGGUCCGCCUAUCUUCGGUGUGCGGACACAGGUGAUAGCUUUACAGAGCUUCUCAGCCGGCUAGACUGGCGCAGCCUAGGCAACGCAUGCAUAGUCGACGUGGGUGCUCACUCCACGGAAACGGCCACGGCUCUUGCAGAGCGCUAUCCAGCGCUCCACUUCAUCGUUCAGAUGAGCGAGCCGGCAUUGGCCAACGGUGCGAUGGAAGUAGGGAAAGCGAAGGAAACCAGCCUCCGGAUUACAGUACAGGAACGGGCACCUGGAGCGCUGCAAACCGUCAGGGAUGCCGCCGUGUACAUCCUUCGUCUACCCGCGCCCUCACCAGGGGUCCCAUCCCACGCUCUCUCCACGAGAAUUCUCGCCGAAUUACGGGCACAUCUUGGCUUGCUUCGCGCAAACACUUCAGUCACGCUGAUCUUGGUGCCGCGCCUGCUGCCGGAGCCAGGAACUGUUGACCCGGACGUCGAGGCCACGGCGCGUCUGCGCGACCUCUCCCGGCUCCAACUAGCUAACGAACGCGAAAUGGAGAUGGAGGAGCUGGUGGCAAUAGUGAACAGCGUUCACGACAGCAUGGGCUGGCUGGUCGUGGUCAAUAAGCUUCGCUCGCAUGACAGCGCCACGGUAGCUCUGGGCGUGAAGUAUCAAGCCUACGCAGAUACGCAUCAUGAAGCAGAGUCAACGAUAAUGUGA